Molecule: messenger RNA, 2035 nt
Organism: Brienomyrus brachyistius
Lineage: Eukaryota; Metazoa; Chordata; Actinopteri; Osteoglossiformes; Mormyridae
Exons: 2
Coding region: 974-2035 (353 amino acids)
Molecular function (GO): nucleic acid binding; zinc ion binding
Source: RefSeq, a predicted model, not a curated record
GCAGUAUGACUAUUUUAAGUACCUGUGCCUUUAAAUGGGCGGGCCGAUUUGUAUUGUAAUUCGUGGUAGCGCCCUAUAAAAAUGGCAGUGGUUGGCUGGGGGUCGAAGGCUGGCAAGGUUCUUCCGGUUACCUGACUUCGUGGUAAAGAUCUGCAUACGACGGAUUUAUUGGAGGCGGCUGUUUGGUAGGUGGCAGCGGGCAACGUGGAGGGAGUUUAUCCGGCUGGUUGGAGAUCACUACGCCAUUAAGCAUUGCUGCUCUGCCUGCUUUUACAGCUGCGGUCUGGAUUGCCUGUCCUGCAGUUGCUGCUGCUUUGCCUCUUUGCCUCUGCUCUUGUUUUCUCUCCUUUUUUUGUGUAUUGAAUGUGAGGGAUUUUAUUUUGUGUGUUUUAAGAUUCUUUGGGGUUGGGAUGCCAUUAGGGAGGAGGGGAACUUUGUGGUGGCAUGUUGUAUUGUGUGUAUGCAUGGGAGUUGUAGUGUUUUGUUUCAGGAUGCCAUCUGUUGUUUUGACUGUUUAACCUCCUACCCUGUGUGGACCAGCCCCGAGGUUUUAUCUCGUCGUGUGGAUGGUGUUUUUUUAAUUUUGUUUUAAUAAAAGAUUGUAAGUGGAGCCACGUCUCUUGCUGCCGUGUAUAACGGACCUGAGUACCUUUCUCUUGGAGUUUCAUUUAGCUUAGGAACUAUUUCCCUGGGCGCAAUUCCCAGGGUGGCGUAGUCGGUGUCUUAAGGGGUGGUUCCCCUGAACUCUGAGCCCAGCGCUGCGACAACUUGGCGUAGUCGGCAGGAUUUACUUCGGUCAGCAGAGACGUGUGCUCCAUUUUAUGUUUUUUUUUUUGGAACUGUAAUUUGGAAGAGGCAAGGCAGCAGCAGUUGGUUUUGUGGCUAUUUUUAAGUAAUAUCUGGAUAUUUGAGUGACCCAUUGUUUGGUACUCCAAGCUACUCAGUUGUGCAGCCUGGUCUCUAUGGUGCUAUUAUGGAGGAAGAAUUGCAAGAAUUGAGGAACCUAGUUUUGCAGUUGCGGACUGAUAACGAACAGCUUCGCCAGCAGCAGGUUGCUUGUAUAUUUGAACCGGGUGCUACACCUUCUACCUCAGCACCUCAUGCAGCCCUCUCCAGCCCUAUAGUACCUGCAGGAGAGCGAGUGGUGUUUGUACCUCGGGAGCGCAAGUGCCCCAUGUUCGGAGGACGUUCUGGUAUAGGGUUGGAUGAGUGGCUUGAGGAGGUACAGGCAUGUAUGCGGGCGCGGCAUUUAGCUGUGUCUGAUCAGGCGUUCUUUUUAUUUGACCAUCUAGAAGGGGAAGCUCGUGAGGAGAUAAGGUACCGCUCUGGUGUAGAACGAGGGGAUCCGGCUUGCAUAAUUGAUGUUUUGCAGGAGUUGUAUGGGUGCUCGGAGCCAUAUGUAGCUUUGCAGGAGGCUUUCUUUUCUCGGAGGCAACAAGAAGGGGAGACACUGCAGGAGUUUUCCCUUUCAUUGAUGGGCCUUAUGGAGAAGGUGAAGCAGCGGGCCCCCAGUGGCACAUUGAAUGCUGACGUUUUGUUGAGGGACCAGUUUGUUGAGCAUGUUUUGGAUGGUGCUCUCCGUCGUGAGUUAAAGCAGAUGGUGCGUAGGCAACCCACGGCCACCUUACUUGAUGUAAGGGGUGAGGCGAUUAGGUGGGAGCGAGAAGGUUUACCGAGUAGUCGUGGCCGAAGUCAGUCUGUUCCAUCAGCUUGUGGUAUCCAGUAUGGAGUACAGGGUAAUCCCCGGGGUGUGGGUGAUUCCGUCCGGGGUUCUGAGAUGCGUGAGCUGAGGGAACUACUAAAGGGCCAGCAAGAGCAAUUGCGCCUACUUACCCGGAGUGUUGAGCUCUUGCAGAGCUCUCAUCAGCGUAGUCGUUUCCCUCGCAGCAGUUCCAUCAUUUGUAGACGCUGUCAGCGGCCUGGGCAUAUUGCUAGGGAGUGUGAUGGGGUUCAGGCUCCUUCUCGGUUCCAGUCUUCAGCUGCUCCCCCAUUUUCUGGAGGAGAGCCUCACCCACAGCCAGCGUCGGGAAACUAA